Molecule: messenger RNA, 675 nt
Organism: Monosiga brevicollis MX1
Lineage: Eukaryota; Choanoflagellata; Craspedida; Salpingoecidae
Exons: 5
Coding region: 1-675 (224 amino acids)
Molecular function (GO): protein binding
Source: RefSeq, a predicted model, not a curated record
AUGGCGCAGCAGCAGACGAUGACGCUGGGCCAGAUCCAGCGGAACGAGGCGUUGAUCACGGCCAUUCAACACGAGGAUGCUUCCCAGAUCCAGGCACUACUGCAUGCAGGGGCGGAUCCCAAUGUGCGCCGGAGCCAGUUUGAGCCGCCCCUGCACGCCGCCGUGCGUAGCAAUCAACCCGAUAUUAUCCGACUUUUGCUUCAUCAUGGCGCCAACGCGCUGCUUCGCUACAAACUGGGCCGCACGGCCUUGCAUGUCGCAUGUGCCGAGGCAUCCGACGAUGCCAUGGCCACAGAGCUACUGGAUAUCUUGGUGGCCGGCCGCUACAAUGUCGACGAACUGGGUCCCAAGCAGAAUCACCUUAGCCUACCAGAUGAACAAGGGCAAACACCUCUGCAUGUUGCCGCUCAACGAGGCUGGACUGAAGCAUGCAACGUACGUUUUUUUGAGCCUGUUGCUGUCUUGUUGCCUUACACAAACACGAUCAUCCACCGCAGCCCCGUCCCCGCAAUCGACCUCAAUGCUGCGACCCACCCCAAUGACAAUGCGCACAGGGCUGAGCCAAGCGCUUGCAACAACUCGGGCAAGACCCCGCUGGAUCUGGCCCUUCGCAAUGGCCACGAAGCCAUGGCGCGCCUCUUACAGGCACCUGAUCAGGCACGUGACCAGCAGUAG